Molecule: messenger RNA, 1881 nt
Organism: Cladocopium goreaui
Lineage: Eukaryota; Dinophyceae; Suessiales; Symbiodiniaceae
Source: the annotation of a GenBank genome assembly
AUGGGCUGGCCAUUGUCUGAUGAGUUGAGUGAUGCAAGUGGUUUGGCAGAGCCAAUUGAGUUUCCAGACCUGCCACGUGCCAGGAAAUACGCAGGCAACGCAAUUCAUGUGCCAACUUUCGGUGUACUCUUGCUCACCUGUUUGGCCUGUAUCCAAAUGGAUUCCAGUGCCAAGACGAGUCGUGGAGGAGAUUUGCAGCCACGUGCGAAGGCUUCGAGUAGUGAAAUGUUUUCCAGCCGGUGGCAACGUGUCGAAGACAUUUCAAUCGCUGAUCUCAGAACCCUGCUCUUCAUUUUCAACGAAGAACAGUGUGAGCAUGAGUUGAUCAAAGAUUAUGAGAAGGACGACCUCUUGCUGGUCUUCGAAUGCGCCACAGGUCCGGCAGAGAACACUGUGGAUCGCGGGUCGCAGUUGAGCAAGGACGACGAGGACGACGAGGAGGAUAAGGAGGAGUGCAUUGAUCGAAGUUUGAGCGACAUUAUCAAGAUCAUGGCGGCGAGAAGUGGGACUACUACAGGCGCGGCAGCCACAAACCUCACUCCACAGCUGAUGGCGACCCCUUCCGGAGAGCAGGCAUUGUAUUUGGGCAACAAGUCCAAGUGGUGUCCCUCGGGGAAGUGGACGCUUGAAGUUGAGCCGUCAGCAGGCCGUGGCGGGCCUGCGCCCGCCACGCCAAAUUCUGUGGCUUCAAUGCCGGAGUCCCUGGCGACUCGUCCGCCAUCCCCUGAACCGGAAGAGGAGGAGAUGGCUGACGCUGCUACUGUUGAUGAUUCGGAAGAGGCAAUGCCGCUCCAAUCACCGGCGCCUGCAUCGAUUUGGCAGUCCAGCACCGGUCGCUGGUACAUCAACCGUGCGGCAGACAAUGCCAGCCGCUGGCUUCCCAAGGUUGCUUCCGGAUCGCAGUGGGGUUUGGAGUUUGACACAGCUUCUGGCACCUGGUAUGUGGCAACAGCGGACGAAACCGUUGACAACUUGUGGGCUUCUUGGCUAGUCGUUGACGAUCUAUUUGCUUCUGGCGACGGACCCCCGGCGAAGAAGUUGAAGCAGGACAAUGACAAUACUACGACCUCUGUUGGGUCGCCAAGGGCCCCGUCCCUUGACUCAGAGAUGACAGAACACAAGGACAAGCAAAGCGGCCAAGAAGUCUGUCAACUCCAGAGACAGUUGGAGGAACAAGCAACCCUCAUUGCAAAGCUGCAGGAAUCGAUGGUCCAGCACAAUGCAGCAGCAGCAGCACCACCAGCACCAGCACCAUUGACGAGUGGUCCUACCAGCCCCCCCCCAUCAGCACCCCCGUCAAAACAUGAGCCAACAGGCAGCGGGAAAGCAGAGCCACUGACAGAGAAGCAGGCAGAUAAAGAACAAGACUUGGCAGGCCGCGUGCCAGUAGUCGUCCCUCCACAGGCCCCAGAUGAUGUAUCAGAAGACCCAGACUUAGGAGUCAAGGCCGAGGACAAGGCAGAAGACAAAAGCAACAAGGCAGACAACAGCAAGGAGGCAGCCACCAUCGCCAAGACAGCAGAAGCAGGAGAAAAAACAGCAGAAGAGUCCCAGACAGCAGCAAGCGCAGAAGUGGUCAGCUCAGAUCUCACAAAGACACCUGACAGCAGCGAAGUUCCAGCAAAAGCUGCCACAGCCACCCCAAAGCCGCCUGCCACUCCCACUAUGGAGUUGCAAAGCAUCCCCCCUGUCAGCCCAGCGAAAGGUGCCCCAUCAGUGCCACCCCCGCCUACAUCAGUGGGUAAGACUCCCGCACCACCGCCACCAAAAGGUGCAGACAUCACAUCGUUUAUGAAGGCCCCACAGCCACCCAAGGCCACUGCCAGCACUAAGCAGAAAGGACAACCACCAAAACGAGGAUUGGGGUUGGGGUCACGGUAG